UUUAUGCACAAAAUGAGCUCAUUUUAAAUUUGAUGCCUGCUACAGGUCUCAAAAUAGUUGGGAUGGGGGCAUGUUUACCAUGGUGUAGCAUCUUCUCUUCUUUUCAAAACAGUGGGAAGACGUCUGGGCAUCGAGGUUAUGAGUUUCUGGAGUUUUGGUGUUGGAAUUUGGUCCCUUUCUUGCCUGAUAUAGUCAUCUUUUACGUAUACUGUAAAAAAUAUUCCGUAGUUUUUACAAAAUAAUUUUGGCAACUGUGGUUGCCAGAAUAAUUUUGUAAAAAAUACAGAAAAACUGUAAACACAUUUACAGAACAAACUGUCAAUUUUACAGUAUAAAACUGUAAUUUACAAACAAGAAAAUUUGAAUGUAAACAAGUAAAUUCAACAAUGCAUACUACUACUAAAAUCUGUUUUGUACCUUUAACAUCUACUGACAACCACCAUAAUAAUGCAGGUGGUAAAAGAGAAAGCCACAUGAAGAAUCAGAGUUCAUCACAAGUAGCUUUUCCACGAGAUGAAGUAUAUACUAAUGUAAAGAGGGUGCAAAGAGUCAUUCACGCAAAUGCAAAACACCAUCAUGGUAACCCACAACACUUACAUAAUGCAAUAAACACUCAUUAAACAACAGAAGAUGUAACAUAAAACCCUAAUGUACAUAACUGAUAACAAAAACUAUUAAGAAACAUGAUUUUUUAAACAAAAUACUUUCAAAUAUGGAGUGUCACACAGGGAAUUGUGGGAAUAUCAGUUUACAGUUUUUGACUGUAAAUUAUACAUUGAUUUUACUUCUAAAAAUUGUAAAAAUUUACAGCAUUUUACUGUGAAAAUUACAUAAAAUGUCUGGUAAGAGCUUUUACAGUUUUUCCCUGUAUAUAGUACUGGAACUUACUGUUAACCCAUUUACAUUUUUUUUCCGUAGCGUUUUUACAAUAUUUCACUGUUAAAAUCACAUUCAUUUUUUACAGUGUAUAUUUUUCGUUUAAUGAUGCACCAAAUGUUUUCUAUAGGUGAAAGAUCUGGACUGCAGGCUGGCCAAUUCAUCACCUGGACUCUUCUACAACGAAGUCAUGCUGUUGUAAUAGCUGCAGUAUGUGGUUUUGCAUUGUCCUGCUGAAAUACACAAGGCCUUCCCUGAAACAGACGUCACCUGGAGGGGAGCAUACGUUGCUCUAAAACCUUUAUAUACCUUUCAGCAGUCAUAGUGCCUUCCAAAACAUGCAAGCUACCCAUACUAUAUGCACUUAUGCACCCCCAUACCAUCAGAGAUGCUGGCUUAUGAACUGAACGCUGAUAACACGCUGGAAGGUCUCCCUCCUCUUUAGCCCGGAGGACACAGCGUCCGUGAUUUCCAACAAGAAUGUCAAAUUUGGACUCGCCUGACCAAAGAACACUUUUACACUUUGAAACAGUCCAUUUUAAAUGUGCCUUGGCCCACAGGACACGACGGCGCUUCUGGCCCAUGUUCACAUAUGGCUUCCUUUUUGCAUGAUAGAGCUUUAGUUGGCAUCUGCAGAUGGCACGGCGGAUUGUGUUUACCAACAGUGGUUUCUGGAAGUAUUCCUGGACCCAUUUAGUAAUGUCAUUGACACAAUCAUGCCGACGAGUGAUGCAGUGUCAUCUGAGGGCCCGAAGACCACGAGCAUCCAACAAAGGACAGCAAUCAAACUUCUAACAGCAGGUGCAGUGACGCAAUGACUUUCCCAAUUGGCGAUUGGCUCUUUUAUUUAGAAGGUGGGACAUAUUCAGCCAUAUUGCACUUUCUACCAUUCAUAGUAAUAGGAGUGAACCGUCUUUGUAUAUCUAAAGUCUUUGGUACAACACAGUCACAGGGAUUUGUAUCAUUUCAAAGCCUAACUUUUAUUGUUAAUUCCAAACCUGAAGCGAACCUGAAGUGCAGUUUGUUCACAAGCCUGAAGCAACUGUACAGUUAUGUGUGAUUCUGAACCAAUAAGAUUUCGUUGUGGGCAGGGCUAUCAGAAAGUUGCAGGCACUAUUUGAAGAAAACUUUUAUGGCACACAAGUAUGAGUGUAUGUAUCAAACAAAAGCAAGCCAGAGUCAACAUUAUAACCUUCUGUAUAUCACUAUUGCCAAUACAUGAACAGUUAAGUUUUUUGUUGACUUUCUUGUGAAACUGUAAGACUGAUAAUAUCUAUUGUUCUAUCUCUCUUUUUCUUCUUCUUCUUCUUCUUCUUCUUUUUUUUUUUUUUUUUUUUGAGUACUCAUGCAGGAAGGAAAGGGACGUGGUAGUAAUAAUCAGUUGUUAUCUAACCAGUCAUUCUCACAAAGCUGUCAGAAAUCAGCCAGCAAGUAUCGGAUAAUUUCCACUGAAUGAUUCCUAAACCCCAGACAAGCAGGCCUGAUAAAUCUCAGUAAAAUCACAAAAGAUAAAACGUUGGCAGCCAAACUUCUUAAACAUGGAAGUUACUACAGAUUACAUGUACCCUGAAUUAAUAACUCCCUGCCCGAACACUACGCAGCAUCUGAACGGCACGGUUUUGGUCCUAGUCUACAUCAUAGUCUUCUGUCUGAGCUUGCUGGGUAACACUGUGGUGAUAUUCGUGGUGUAUUUCAUGGAGAACCGCAGGACGUCUACUGACGUUUACCUCAUGCACCUGGCCAUAGCCGACCUGCUCUUUUCUUUGACCCUUCCGUUCUGGGCCAGCUACAUUCACGCCGGCCGCUGGAUAUUUGGCACCGUUAUGUGCAAGCUGCUAUCAGGCAUGCAGGAAGCCACAUUUUACUGCUGUGUCUUCCUGCUGGCAUGCAUUAGCGUUGAUCGCUACAUGGCCAUCGUGAAAGCAACCCAAUUCCUCAACCAGAAACGCCAUCUGGUUGGCAUAGUGUGUGCGUUGGUGUGGCUGUGCGCCUUUCUUUUGUCCAUUCCCGUUAUUGUGAAUCGCGAUGCCUUCACACCCGAAGGCAUGGAGUAUGCCAUGACAUGUCAUGACAAUGUAACAGCGGAAAACAUGGACAACUGGAGGGUGAGCCUACGGAUUCUCCGCCACACUUUGGGAUUCUUCAUACCGCUCGCCGUGAUGUUGUUCUGCUAUGGUUUCACCGUGUGUAAGCUCUGCCACUCGCGCAACAGCCAAAAGCAGAAGGCCAUGCGGGUCAUCUUGUGCGUCGUUCUGGCUUUUGUCAUCUGCUGGUUGCCCAAUAACAUCACAGAGUUCAUAGACAACCUGAUGCGAGCCGGUGGAGUGAUGGAAACGUGCCAGAUGAGGGACAGGAUAGAUGUGGCCUUGUAUGUCACGCAGGCGAUGGCUUUCACCCACUGUGCGAUAAACCCCAUCUUGUAUGCCUUUAUUGGGAAGAAAUUCCGCAACCAGCUCCUGACUUCCCUCUUUAAGAAAGGCCUGUUAGGGAGAGAUGUGAUGUCAAGAUAUCGAGUGGGAUCUGUUUAUAGCUCUGUUAGCUCUAGGCACACGUCAGUGACGCUGUAGUCAACUGUAGUUCUCUUAUGAGGAUACAAAAGCCUUUUGCUUCUGUUAAAGAAAUAGUUUAGACACAAAUGCAAAUUUGGUCAUUAUUUUCUUAUCCUUCAUGAACCUGCUGUACUGUUUUAAAAAGCAGAAUUUAGUUUAUAUAGAAGUAAUUUUCUUAAAGAAACAGUGCACUCAAAAAUGGGCCUGUUAGGGAGAGACGUGAUGUCGAAAUAUCUAGUGGGAUCUGUUUAUAGCUCCGGGAGCACUAGGCACACGUCAGUGACGCUGUAGUCAACUGUAGUUCUCUUAUGAGGGUACAAAAGCCUUUUGCUUCUGUUAAAGAAAUAGUUUAGACACAAAUGCAAAUUUAGUCAUUAUUUACUUAUCCUUGUUAUAAAACUACAGAGUUUGUAACAUAAUAGGGGUGAGUAAAAAAUGACAAUUACCAUUUUUGAGUGCACUGUUCCUUUAAGAAAAUUACUUCUAUAUAAACUAAAUUCUGUUUUUUAAAACAGUACAGCAGGUUCAUGAAACAAGAAAUAAGAAAGAGUGCGUUUGUGUAUCUUUUCCUGAUGAUAAUGAUCUUUAAUUUUUUUUUUUUUUUUUGGCUUGAGGUGACAUGCCACGCUCCUGCUUUGAUCGCUGUGGAUCCAUAUCUAAUAGAUCUAUGAAAAACACUCUGCAGAGGUUUCAGAUUCUGUCAGAACAGAAUAACAGAUGAAAGCAGAGAUUGUCUUUUUUUUAAUAUAUAUAUAUAUAUUAUCUGUAUUUUUAACUGUGUUGUAUACAAUACCACGGGUCAGUAAGAUUUUUAAAUGUUUUUUACAGAAAUCUCUUAUAUGCUCAUCAAGGCUGCAUUUAUUUGAUCAAAAAUACAGUCAAAACUGAGCACUGUAAAUAUUUGAAGGUCAAAAGAAUAGCAUUUAUUUGAAAUAACAUUAUAAAUGUCUUAACUGUCACUUUUGAUCAAUUUAAUAUGUCCAUGCUGAAUAAAAGUAAUGAUUUCUUUCAAAAAAAAAAAAAAAAAAUCUUAUUGACCCCAAACAUUUGAAUGUAUUUUAAACAGAUUUUUUUAGUUGCUUGUUUCAGGGCAUGUUAUUUUUCUUCAUAUACUUUAAAAUAAUGUAAAAAAGCAAAUUGCUAUGUGUUGACUGCUUUACAGGUGUAAAUAAAGUUGUUAAAGAAAAAAUAGAGUUUUCUCACACAUUAAACUGUUAAGAAAUCAGUCUGCUCCUGGUCAUGCAAUAACAUGACUUCAAUAAUGUCUCCACUUCCCUUCGACAACAAAACAGAGAGAAGUGAAGCAAUCUGUUUUCCUCCUUAACAGGUCACAACCAUAAAAAUAUUACAACAUCAUGCACACACAAACAGAGAUACAAAGAAAGUUACAUUACUUAACGUAUGUGCCACUAAAAUACAGAAAGUGUAUAAAAGUGCUAUUAGAUUUUAUUCUUUAAAUCAUAUUUAAAAAUGUUAAAUCUCUAAAUGUAUGGCAUAUGUCAACUAGGUGUUAACUAAGAUGAAAUGACACCUGUUCAUGUGACAUGUCAUCCUUAGAUGUGGUUUGCAUAAGUCUUGAGAAAUGGAAACAGGAAAAGACACUUUUGAAAUGCAGUCCAAUUCAAUUUACUUCUGUCUUUUAGCAUGAACAAACUCUUCUCUAAUUCCUAAUGCCGUAUCACAUAUGAUCUUUAUCAUUAUAUCUGUUAGCAGUUCGCCAACUUCUGAAUUGAGACAAUAAAGAUCAUUUGUUGAGAA
Messenger RNA from Ctenopharyngodon idella (grass carp), 5183 nucleotides. RefSeq names its product chemokine (C-X-C motif) receptor 2 (gene cxcr2). The transcript has 2 exons. NCBI's taxonomy places the organism in Eukaryota, Metazoa, Chordata, Actinopteri, Cypriniformes, Xenocyprididae. The coding region runs from base 2415 to 3443 and encodes 342 amino acids. Gene Ontology annotation, cellular component: membrane. Gene Ontology annotation, biological process: neutrophil chemotaxis; G protein-coupled receptor signaling pathway; immune response. The record is from RefSeq and is a predicted model, not a curated record. Gene Ontology annotation, molecular function: C-X-C chemokine receptor activity.